Molecule: messenger RNA, 1842 nt
Organism: Microbotryum saponariae
Lineage: Eukaryota; Fungi; Basidiomycota; Microbotryomycetes; Microbotryales; Microbotryaceae
Source: the annotation of a GenBank genome assembly
AUGGCUUCAUUCCCUCCCGUGUUCAAUGUUAGUUGAAACUUGACCGCAACCCAAAGACAUCAUCCGUUCGUCACUCACGGCCCCACCGGUCGCAUACACCACAGUUGUCAGGUCGCUUAGGUCAUCUCAACGAAGCUCAAUCAACAGCGUUCGAUCAGUUCAAGCAACGGCUCGAGGAGGCAGGUUACUACACACCAGCUGGAGAGGAUGGAGAGAAGGAGGCCUCUCAUUCGGAUGCGACACUUGUGUGAGUUUGAACGGUCUAUGGGAGGAGGGACGGUGUGAGGUAUCGUUUCGGACUCCGAGGGAGGCAUGCCGAGGAGGGAUCGGAGGCGGAUGGUGUUCUUGUCAAGCUACAAGUUUGGGCUCACGGACGAUCUCAAGGGGAGAACAAGAACAUUACGAACCUUCGCACGACCGAUAAACUGUCCCCCGCAUCAUCGGCUUCAUUCGUCGCCUGAACUGACCCAACACGUGCCCUCACUCAGCCGCUUCCUCCGCGCCCGCAAAUUCCAAGUCGACGGGGCCUACGACCAAUUCGUCGCUUCCGAAAAUUGGCGCAAGGACGACAAGGUCAAUGAGUUGUACGAGAAUUUUGACGUGGACGAAUUCGUGGCGAGCCAACUUGUAUAUUCGCUAUGGACUGGUGAGUGAACGAAUCCCGAUUGAAGCACAAUUGAACAAGGGUGAAAGCUGAUACUUUGAUCUUCGAAUCCCCGGAACAAAACCAUUCCCCCUACGAUUCAGGCCGGAGAACAAUAUCAGGCCAGCCCUUGUCGGUGUACAACCUGAACGAUCUGACCAAGGAGCGCAUCAACGAGUAUUCGAAAAAGGCCGACCGAUUAGCACCAAGAAUGACCGCUUUAUCCGAGGUACGUUUCCAUUCCACAUUCUGGAUCACAUUCGCGAAGGAUGUGAUCUUCGUAUGUCGUCCGCCAGGCAUUCUGGAUCGCUCUGACCAUUUGGCCACUCGAUCGAGCAGAUCUUGACCGAGUUUGUCGUGCCUCUCUGUGAGGCCCUCCCACGAGACCACCUCGAGAUCCCCAUCGACGCAACAACAACAAGUCAGUGCUCCACGAACUCCACCUCCUUCCGUAUGACACCGAAGUUGAAAGCUUAUUUGUUCCUAUCUCACCAGUCGUCGACAUUUCCAACGUCUCCCUCGCCAAAUUCUGGUCACUGCGCAACCACAUGAUCCGCGCCUCGGGCCUACAAACGGCGAAUUACCCCGAGAUGCUUGGACAGACUUACAUCGUCGGAGCACCUGGAUUCUUUUCGACCGUUUGGGGUUGGAUCCAGAAAGGGUUCGAUCAAGGAACGGUGGAGAAGGUCCGUUAUUCAUGUGGUGGUUGUCAAUCUACAUUCGCCGCGCUGACACGCACGUUACGUCCCGCAACGCAGAUGCACAUCCUCUCCGAAUCCGAAGUAUUCCCCACCUUAUCACGCUACAUACUCCCCGAAAAUAUCCCCAAACGCUACGGCGGUACCCUCGAAUUCGAAUACAACAACCGACCCAACCUCGAUGCCGAGGCGUUGGCUUUGCUGGGUCUGGAUAAGAGUGAGGAUUUCCCUAGGGGUCCGUUGAGGUUUAGUGGGAAGGAUGGGUUGACUUUGCUUGGAUCGGGGAGGAGGGAGGGGGAGGGGGAAGGUAUGCAGGGGAGAGGCAAGGGCAAGGGGGUUCAUUUCAUGAAGGAGCCGAAAGGGGAGGAGGGAGGGGCGGUGGAAACGAACGGGGCGGCGCAGCCGAAUGGGUCUGCUCCGCCUGCGCUUGAAGCGGCGAAGGAAGUGCCUGGGGCUCCUAUCAAGGACUUGGCUGCCGCAUUGGAGGGCACGACGUUGUAG